GUCAGGCUCGGUGCCUGCGGGUUAAUCCAGUAGGACGAGCCUCCCGCUCCCUGACGGAAACAGCUGCCGCCUCCCAUCCUCUAAAUCCCCACCACUCCCAGCUGGGGCUGUGGUGUGGUUUGGAACCUUGGAAUGCCAGGCUCCGUAUCCUUCAAAGUGGGAUGCCAUUGGAAUCAUCUUCCUCUUGGAUGCCACCAUCUCUCCCUUCUCCCUUACCCUCAGUGCCACACAGUGUCACUAACUCUUCCCCUCCCCCGAUGUCUUACAUAACUUCCCAGGAGAUGAAGUGUAUUCUCCACUGGUUUGCCAGUUGGUCAGGGCCCCAGCGUGAACGUUUCCUACAAGACUUGGUAGCUAAGGCUGUUCCAGGAAAGUUACAGCCACUACUGGAAGGUCUGGAGCAGCUUAGUGUGUCUGGAGCAUACCGACCACCUUGUAUCUUUGAGUGCCAGCUGCGUCUUUGGGAUCAGUGGUUUCGAGGUUGGGCUGAACAGGAGCGCAAUGAAUUUGUCAGGCAGCUAGAGGUCAGUGAGCCUGACUUCGUGGCAAAGUUUUACCAAGCAGUUGCUGCUACAGCUGGUAAGGACUGAUAGACAUAAAGCGAAAGAAGAUGACCAAAGCUGAGGAUCAAAAGCCACAAUACUCUACAGCUCAAACUUCAAAUGUGUCAAUUAAAGGUGCGGGGCUGGUAUCCCAAUCAGCUGACUGAACUUGCUGAGCACUGUUGACCUGGUAUUUCAACGUUAACAGCAUAUGAACUGAACUCCUAGUGUAAAUGUUUUCCAGCUCAGCAAAUUCAGAUCAAGAGUCUUCCUCCUCUCUUGCUUUCCAGGAAAUGUCAAACCCUUAAUGAUUUAAUGACUUCUUUUGCAACUAUAAUUGAAAGGAAUUAACACAUUAUAGCUCAAGCUGAUUGCUGGCCCAAGGAGUUUAAAGCAAAGCUUGCCCUACUCCCAAAACAAGAUAGGAGAAUAAUAAAAGACUGUGUUUUUAUGGGUUAGCUGGGUUCAGGUGACUGAUUUCACCACCCUUACAGAGUCUAGCAUAAUUAUGUGACAUCCCAACCACUGGCUUUUCUAAUGAUGGGUUGGUAAAAUUAUGGAAACUCAGGAGAGGAAGAUAACUAACCUUUCCUCCAUACUGAUGUUUGUUUGAACCCAAAGAAAGUGAUUUUCUAAAGCCAUGUGAUAUUUUUGGUGCUGGCAGCAGUUAUUUCUAUUCUGUAAUGCUUCCUGACAAUAUAAACAAGCUCUUGUAAAGGUU
Molecule: messenger RNA, 1263 nt
Organism: Condylura cristata (star-nosed mole)
Lineage: Eukaryota; Metazoa; Chordata; Mammalia; Eulipotyphla; Talpidae
Gene: CUNH14orf119
Product: chromosome unknown open reading frame, human C14orf119
Exons: 2
Coding region: 162-590 (142 amino acids)
Source: RefSeq, a predicted model, not a curated record